Messenger RNA from Drosophila obscura, 8046 nucleotides. RefSeq lists its product as uncharacterized. The transcript has 10 exons. The coding region runs from base 1149 to 3176 and encodes 675 amino acids. Gene Ontology annotation, molecular function: cell-cell adhesion mediator activity. The record is from RefSeq and is a predicted model, not a curated record. Gene Ontology annotation, biological process: homophilic cell-cell adhesion; axon guidance; dendrite self-avoidance. Gene Ontology annotation, cellular component: axon; plasma membrane. Lineage: Eukaryota; Metazoa; Arthropoda; Insecta; Diptera; Drosophilidae.
CAUAAUUAGUAUUUGUAUAAAGUACUGCAUUGAGGCGUGCUUUAUCUUAACGUGAUAUGAUUCUUGUCACUGCCUUCUGCUGCUGCCCAGCACGUCGUCUCGGGACAAACAAAAAGUGGUUCGGACGAGGCUCUAUCUGUUUCUGAUUGUUUGUCCACCCGCCUCUGCUGUAGUUUUCAGCCGCAAUACGAAACUUUAGGCUAGAGAUAACUGUGAUCCAAGCUGAGCUGCCGUUAUCAGUAUCCCGCAGGCGUCAUGUCAUGCGGCGGAACAGCAAAAUCUAACUGGAAUGUUUAACGAAUGAUCUAUCCAUUGAAUUGCUUGUAUCAUGUUUACUGAAAUCUUCUACUGAUAAAGUGGAUAGAGUACUUUCCAAGUGGUAGUGCUUUUUGGAUAAAUAUUUUGCUCCUCAGAUUGAUCGACUAUUUCAUAAGCAUAGCACUGAAAAACCACAUCAUAUAAUUGUGUAUCACCUUUGUAAUGCAGGAGAACAGCAAGGAAUUACUGAUAUUUGACUGGGUUUCGCCAUUUUGUGUAACAAUCCCUAAUCGGGGCUGGUCAAGAUAACAGGCCGCCCCAACUAUUAAGAUAAGGCUCUCAAGUACAAUCCACUUACUCACUCACCAGAACACACACUCGCACACACACAGAGCAAUCGCUGUCGCAGCGGCCGCGUUUGGUCAGAAGCAGCAGCGCUGCGAGGAGGCUACUCUCUCACGCCUGGUCAUGUGCGGCAUUCAUUCCGUUGCUCCAAUCCGUUGCGUUCGCUCGCUCGUUCCGUUCCGUUCGUUCGUUCGUUCAUCUCUGCUUCCACCGUGUGUCCGUUUUGCCGCGCUGCCUGGCCAUAGUUUUGGGCCCUUUUAGUAGUGUAACUGUUUUGAAUAUAAGUUAAGAUUAAAGUACAAAAAAAAAACACAACACCCACAUCUACAAAUGAAUUAAUUAAUUAAAAAAGAAAAUAAGAAGUAAUUUCACAAAAAAUUAUAAUCAAUGCAAUUGACAAAGAAAUAACGAAUAAUAAAAUCCACAACAACAACACCCACACCGAAAACUACAACAGCAGUAGCAGCAGCAAUUACAACAACAACUUUAACAAACACCAAGAAAAUUCAACAACAAACAACAACCAAAACGGAUCAAUACCAAAGAUGGAGGCAAAAUUCUUGGCUAGCGCUCUUUCAUUCCUCUCGAUAUUUUUAGCGAUUUAUGCUCAAUCACUUGCCAAUGACCUUCUGGUGGAUAACAGCGAUGAGGGUGGAGCCUCUGCCAGCUCCACAGAGUUGUUUGAGGUGACGCCAGCCAUCUACUACGGCGACUCGAAUGUAAAUCUGGGCGAACCCUUCUCGAUAACCUGCAUCAUACCGAUCACGGAGAAGAUACAUUGGCUCAAGAAUGGGGAGCCCAUAACGCGUCACAAUCUGCGGCAUGGACGGGACGAGCAUGCCUACACUUUGGCGGAGAGCGCCAUCGAAGGUGAGAAGCACAAGAUCGAGGCGCAUCUGAGUGUGCGGCAUGCACUGAAAGUGCACGAGGGACGAUACCAGUGCAACCAUCGACAUGGCAGCUACCACAUGCUGCACGUACGGGGUGCAGUAUCGCCAGGGGGCGGCGAGGCCACAGAGUCUGGCUAUCAGACCAUUGACGAACUCACGCCCAAUUCGGCGGAUGACAUCUUUACGAGAACGUGGCUGGAGCAGCAGCAAACGGGAGUGGCGGUGACGCCCACGCAUCAUCAGCAGCAGCCAGAGCAGCAUCAGCAUCCGUACCAGCACAAGCAGCACAAGACGCAUCCGUUCUAUGGGAAUGCCAGCAGCAGCUCACGGGGGGAGCUGCCUGGAGGGCUGUAUGCCCCAGUUCCGCCACCCACCAGUCGGUACAACGAUCUGACCACACUGCCCUGGCAUCCAUCCUCGACGGCGACGGGUGUCCAUGGCCUGGGGGGUGGUGGUGGCAUUCAUCGUGUUUACUCGGCCACGCCGCCCGAUUUCCCGCCACCACGCUUCAACAUGAUGGAGCACACUGUGGCACCGCCAGAGCCACCCACCAUACUGUACAAUCAGACGGUGCCGCAUCACCGCCAGCGUCCGCCGAUUCCAGCUAUUGUCACUGCCACGGCCACUGAUUCGAGUGCCGGCUCCCCCUCAUCUACGCUCCUGUCCACGGCGCACCAUCACUCGCACCACCAGCAGCAGCUGCAGCAGCAGGCGCAGCAUACGUUGAAUGCCUUCCAGUUGCCACUGCCACCGCCGGUGCCGUAUCCAGCACAGAGUCCAGCAGCUCCAGCUCAAAAUGAGAGAUAUCAGACAUAUGCGCCGCACUUUGUGCCACCAGCUGUGGGGGGUGGUGCAGCACCAGCACCAGCAGCAACAACAACAACAAUCGCAUCGAUGGGUGGUCAAAUGAGGCAGCAGCCCAAGAUGGUCUUGCCUGUUAAAUUGGAUACGUUGGUGCCAAAUUAUGACAAUGUCGAGCAUCAAAUGAAAUUUUAUGAUAUUAGAGGGCCACUGGUGCUCAGCUGCAAUGUGAAGUCCGAAUCAACGGACCCGCUUAUAUGGAAAAAGAACCACACCGACGUGAUGAACGUGGAUGUGCUGAAGGGUCGCUUUAAGUUAAUCAAUGCCGAGAGGAAGUUCAUCAUCGAUAGAGCGGAAGCGCACGACGAUGGCCUCUACAGUUGUGAGUUCAAUGGGGAGUCCAGGGAUAUCAAUGUGGUUGCUCGCGUUGUUGUACGAGUGCCUUCAAAUACAGCCGUUGUGGAGGGUGAAAAAAUGUCAGUUACCUGCACUGUCUUGGGUACUGAACCACAAUUGUCAUGGACUUUUGGCAAUGUAACGCUAAAAAACAAUACAGAUCGCUUUGUACUGAAAACGGAGAACAAUAUUCAGAGCGCCAUUCUGACACUGGACAAUGUUACUCUGGACGAUAGAGGCGAGUACAAAUGCAUUGGACGCAAUGCGGCCAAUGAUUUUGGAAACAGCACUGCUGCCAGCGACUUUACAACUGUGCGUGUUAAGGGCAAAUUUGCCGCCUUGUGGCCUUUCCUGGGCAUCUGCGCUGAGGUGCUUAUUCUCUGCUUGAUCAUUCUCAUCUACGAGAAGCGACGCAACAAGAGCGAACUGGAGGAGAGUGAUACUGAUCCCCAAGAACAGAAAAAGAAAAGGAGAAAUUAUGAUUAAAUUUCCUAAACAGAACAGCAUACAAAAUAAUACCAAACAAACAAAAAGAAAGAGUUAAAAAAUUAUUUAAAUAUUGAGCAUAAACCAAUAACAGAGAAGAAAAACCAUGCAUUGCAUAAAAUUACAAUACAUAAAACUAGCAAAAAUGAGAUAACAAAUUGAUGGUUCAAGAACAUGCAUACAUACAUAACAUUAUGGAUAACAGUCGGUCACAAGAGCCUAUACCCCCAACCCAACCCAUCUUUCAUCUGUCUGCUAUCCCCUGUCCCCCGUCCUGUACAAUUCCCAGAAACUGCAAACAACUUUUGUUUAGUGAAAUUGUAUUUUAUUAAAAUAUGAAAAAACCAAACAAUUAAUGUUAAACAAAACUAAAAAGGAAACUAAAAUUAAUAUUAAAAACGGAAGUGAUAGCAGUUAAACGAACACUAAAUGGAAAUAUUACUAAAAAAAAAAAUAAUAAUAUCGGAACUGUAGAAACUAACCUAAAAGAAGACACAGAUCCCCACACUCCACUCCCCUCACUCCACACGACUCCUGUACCCACUAUUACUCUCUAUCUCCCCUGUCCUGCAAGAGAACAAAGAAAAUAAUAUUGUACAUAAUCUUAAAAGUUGAAUGAAAAAUGGCAGAAAAAAGGAAAGAAAAAUAAGGGAAUUCUUCUGUAUCUGUACUGUACGCGAACGCGAACCUACCAACGGCUCUCUCUCUCUCUCUCUCUGUCUCUAUCUCUCUCUCUCUCUCUCAGUAUCCCAGCAAGGAUCUUUUCUAUUACUAUGAUUUCUUAGGUAGCUAUAUUUUGAGGUUAGGUUUUAGAUGGGCCACGUGGCGAUCGAUGCAGUAACAAUAACAGCUAAAAGAUGGAAUAAUGGCGGAGAAUGGCAAGAGGAAGAUCAGCCGCAUCAGCAGCAGCAAAAGUAAAAGGAAGAAAAAGGAACAAUGUUAAAUGAGAAGACGAUGUUAAAAACAACUUUGUUUAUUAAACUUAGUUAAUCUACAUAUAUAAAUAAUGAAAAAAAAUGAUAAGGAGGAUAAACUUUUUAAACAAUUAAGUAGCGCGUUAUGGGUAUAUUUUUAAUGGAUUAAUACCGGAAGUAGUCGACGGAUGAAGAAGCGAGAACAUUGUAUAUUGCAUAAUUUUAGACGAAGAAAACAAAACAAAAACAAAAAACAAAUAUAAAAUACAUAAAGAAAGAUGAUGAGAAAUCUGAUGCGUACUGCCAAAACUUGUAAAGUUCAGUACUAUUUGCUUAGCCUCAUUUUUGGUAAACACUAAAAAACUAGCAAAAAACCAAAAUCAAAACUCUGUUAAUUCAUUUCUGUUGUUGUUUAUUUGGGUUGUUUAAAUAUAAUGUAAAGCAUUGUGUGUAAAAAAAAAAAUGUGUGAAAACAACUAUUACCUAAAGCGGUCUUCAAUUCACAUCUUAAACUCGUAAUCAUAAAUAACAUACAUACAUACAUAUACACAUAAUAUAAAGAUAUAAACUCUAAUAUUUUUUUGUUUAUGUUUCUGUAUGUCCUUAAAUCGUGUACGUUAUUAUUUUCCUUUGAGAUCAUUUUUCGCCGCCACCAAAGCUUUAAAUAUUUACAUAGUAAACUGUGUUCUCAGUAAAAACCACAAAAUUAUAAGAAAAAUGGGAAAUGAAUAAAAUGAAAAAAUUAUGUUAAAUGACACAAAGACGUGAGUACGGUACGAGAUUUGUAUAGUAAACUAAAUAAAAUAAUAAUAAACCAAAAGAAAACCCAGGAAAAAGUUCUUGUUAUAUGUACAUAUAUAGUAUAUAUGAUUGCUAUAUACCAACAUAUAAAGCACGUGUGUGUGUGGCAUGUUCGAUUACCUAGAUUAUACUAUAUACAAAUACGAUAAAAUAGCAGAAGAAGAAAAGAAAGGAAAUGGCGUGGGUCAUCUAGUGGGGUCAAUAAAUAGCCUAGAAUGAGGAGACUUUUUGGAAAACCGUCGAUAGAAAAUUCUCGUGCAUAAGUUUUUUAUUCAUGUACAAUUGUUGUACAGUUUUUGUGGCUUAUUUGUGUAUAACAAAACUAUUAGUGACAAAAGAACAACUACUACUUACUACUAACUACCAUAAUAUACAUAUUGAUCUAUAUUUGUGUAUGUAUGUACAUUAAAAACGGGAGCACUUAUGAUCCUACUAACCUGCUAUCCUAUCAAUAUAUGUAUAUGUCUGUACAUGCCCGUAUUUUAAUUUCAAUUGGAUUUUCUACUGUAUCUUAUUUUGACACACACAUACCAUAUAAAUCUAUAUCCCUGAACAGAACAGAACAGAACCUCUUUGAACUGAAUAAGUAAACCCAACAAGAACUAGAACAACAACAGCUACGAUACCUAUUUACUGCUAUAUUGUAUGACGUAAUGUGACCCACAACAACAACAAAAACGAACAACCGACAUCAACAACUAAGUAAUACCUACAUACGAUACACGUACUACAAAAAGCAUAAGAAAACCCAACCAAAAUCUAACUUCGAAACACUCGUCAACUAUUGCCUAUAUACAUACUACUAAAUAACAAAGAGCGAAACUAUACAUUACUUAUAUAUACACUUAUAUACAAACAACUACAUACGCAAUAUUGUAUGUCCUUUUUUUGUACAGAAAAACAAACGACAACAACAUACGAGAACAACUAACCAGAACUAAGCCUGACAAACAAAAAACAUAAAUCGUGUAUUCUUAACAAAACCUCUCUCAGAUACUCAAAAUCCUCAUCAUUUCUCUGUGUCUUUUCCUUGAAAAUGAUUUCCUUUUUUUUAACUUUUUAAAGUUACCUACAAAAGAGAAUGAAACCCCCCAAAACUAAAUGCAGAAUUUCUUGGCACACCCUUUUCGACUCUCACGCUAUAAAAUAAAUUAAGCCUCAGAUCAAGUUCUAGUUAAGUUAUAAUAACAAGAACAAAUGCAAGAACCGGAAGACAACCUUAUAUAUUAUAUAUAUAUGACAUAUAUGCAUAAAUAAUAUUAGUAAUUGCAAGUAAUUUUAAUUAGUCGCAUAAGCCAAAUGUUGGACGGGGAAGAAAUUGCAGAAACUGAAACUAAAAAUUAAAAACUAAAAGAAAAACUUAGGCAAGGAAAACACACACAUUUGUUUUCACUCCGAAGGCAAACAAAAAUUAGUUCAAUUGAAAAUAGACAUGCUAAAUCCGAUGAUAUCUAGUGAAACAAAUUUGUACAUUUUAGGUAUUUUAUUUAUGCUUAAUUUGUAAUUGUAUUUUCUUUUACAAAAAAAAUAUUAAUUCUUUUAAUAUUUUCCAUAGAAGAUGCCUUGGGGUUAGAGCGGGAUGAGGGGAUGAGCUUUGAUGCUUUCGUCACAACAAUUGUCUGACUAUGCAUAGAGUGCGUUUCGAAGAAUAAAAAACUGAUAGUAUACAACAACAACAAAAAAUAAAUAUAUAUAUAGCGUAUGAAAAAUCUCAGUUAUCCGACACUUGUUAAGGCAUUAAAACACUACAUAUUUGUAGUUAUGUCGAAGCUUCAACUCACCUAAAAUUUCGAAACGCACUGUAUGUCUGGUCAGAGAAAAGUAAAAAAACAUUUCUCAACGAAUCACACUCGGCAAGUCACACAUUUUGUUGGAUUUCCAAUUAUAGGAUAAGUUUCAGACAGAUGUUAAUGGGGAAUCCCCAGCCAGCCAGGCAGAGGGUUCUCUUCCACCCAAAAACAAAAACCCGGUUCCAACCUUACCUUUAUGUUCCUCAAAGACCCAGACGAAUAGUGUAAAAAAUGAGAAAACAAAAAAACAGUAGGAAAACAAGAAAAAUUGCCUUAGGGUUUCAGUAGAAGUAUAUAUAAAGAAAAAGAAUAAUAAAAGUAUUUAACUUUUAUAUAUCAUUUCCCUAAUCGGCUGCGAGCAAAACGUGUGACUUUGCCUUAAAGGGGGAGGGAAGGGGGAUAGAUAUGACAUCAGCGAAAUAAUCUAGAAACCAGUUAAAACUACGGGUAACAAACAGUGAAAACAUAAACAGCAAAAAAAACAACUGAAAGACAGUAAAAAGUAUUCUAUAAUCCAAAACAAACACACACACACACACACGGGUAGAUAGAAAUAAAUGGAAUCUUUUUGGGGAAAACUAAUAAAGGAAGUAAAUCAAUUAAGUGCCAUUCUCAACGACUCAAUAAUGUCCUCAAAUCAUCCCAAAGAAAAUUCCAUUUACUUCUGACUGCUUCUUUGUGUAAAAAUGUCUUCAACCGAAAAGCAGGACACCAAAAACUUUUUCAAGCUAAUCGAUGAUAUAUCUAUGAUUUUUAGCAAUUUAUAUAUAUAAAUUAUGGUAUAUACAUAUGUAUGCAUAGAUAAUGAGAAUUACGGGAAACUAAAACUAAACUAAACCGAAGAAAACAAACCAAUCACAAACAAGUCAACAGGGCACAGCGCUUCUUAACUAUAUUAUUGAUUUCGAAAUGCCGAAGAACUUUUUCUAAAAACCGAAACCAAAAAAAAACAUACAAACCAAGUGAAAAUUGAAAAAACCAACGCUAAUCUUAACUAUAACUAACUUUUUAAACUAAUAUUGAAAUUGAACCCAACAAAGUGUUCAUUAAACUAAAAGAAACCAAACAAAAAAGAUGGCAUAUACGAGUAUAUAUGUAUUAUGUAUGUACUUAAAGUUAUACAUUUCAUAAAAACACAACAAUUUUGUAUGGCAAUGGCAAAAGCAAAAAUAAAACCCAAAAAAAAAAGCAGAAGAUGGUGAAGAAAAAAAACCCAACAAUUUAGUUAAGUAAUUUAUGAUAAUGUAAAGAGUUUAUUGAAUAAAUUGAGAAAUAAAACCCCGAAAGGGAAAAAAACCAAAAACUUUAAGGAAACUUUCAUCAGAUUUCUAACGAACUUUACGAAUUUCCAUGAAAGUAAGAAAA